CUUUUGUAAAACGCAUUUAAUUAAUAUCAUUCUGAUGUGGGUUUUCUGAUUUUUUUUUUUUUCCUCAGAUCAAGAACACUAUGAAUCAAGAGAAACUCGCCAAACUCCAGGCUCAGGUCCGGAUAGGAGGAAAGGGAACGGCCCGCAGAAAGAAAAAGGUCGUUCACAAAACGGCAACAGCCGACGACAAGAAGCUGCAGGGCUCUCUGAAGAAGCUGGCAGUGAACAACAUCGCCGGGAUCGAGGAGGUGAACAUGAUCAAAGACGACGGCACGGUGAUCCACUUCAACAACCCCAAAGUCCAGGCGUCUCUGUCCGCCAACACCUUCGCCAUCACCGGCCACGCCGAGACCAAACAGCUGACGGAGAUGCUGCCGGGCAUCCUGAGCCAGCUGGGAGCCGACAGCCUCAGCAGCCUGCGCAAGCUGGCCGAGCAGUUCCCACGGCAAUCGAUGGAUUUAAAAGCAGUCAAAGAGGAAACCAUCGAGGAGGAAGACGAUGACGUACCAGAUCUUGUGGAGAACUUUGAUGAAGCCUCAAAGAACGAAGCAAACUGAUUCCUUCUCGUCGCCCCUCCGGUCAGCCGUCGUUAAUUCUUUUACCUCUUACGGACUCACACCGGGCAUUUCCUCUUGUGGGGGAGAUGGUUGUUUAAGGUGCGGUGCAUCUUCUCCGGAGACGAGAUCCUCUCCGGUCCAGCCUGCCGCCACAACGACAUGCUAAAGGUUUUGAUUUCAGAGACGCUGUGGACACAAGAUCUGCACGACUGUCAGCACCCAAAGGACUCAGCUAUGUUAGACCCGCGCUACUUCUAUGGCUAGUAUUUAAGAGAUUGUUUAUGAAAUUACAGUUGAAGUGAAUGAAGGAUUCACUUUUCAUUAUAGUGGUGAUUUUGAAUUUAAUAAAACAUUUUUGGGCUAUCGA
Acanthochromis polyacanthus (spiny chromis) is the source of this 924-nucleotide messenger RNA. RefSeq names its product transcription factor BTF3 homolog 4-like. The transcript has 5 exons. The coding region runs from base 81 to 557 and encodes 158 amino acids. Lineage: Eukaryota; Metazoa; Chordata; Actinopteri; Pomacentridae. The record is from RefSeq and is a predicted model, not a curated record.